Cephus cinctus (wheat stem sawfly) is the source of this 2771-nucleotide messenger RNA. RefSeq names its product transmembrane protein 35A. The coding region runs from base 540 to 1010 and encodes 156 amino acids. The transcript has 5 exons. Gene Ontology annotation, cellular component: endoplasmic reticulum. NCBI's taxonomy places the organism in Eukaryota, Metazoa, Arthropoda, Insecta, Hymenoptera, Cephidae. Gene Ontology annotation, biological process: chaperone-mediated protein complex assembly; positive regulation of protein localization to cell surface. The record is from RefSeq and is a predicted model, not a curated record.
ACCGACAAGGGUUCCCGAGGAAGGAGGUCAGGUCUGAGGGGAGAGACGACUACGACGGUAGGUCACCGGGAAAUACUGACGUCACCAGAGGGACGCAGCACGGAGCGUCGCGACGCUCUUUGCGCCGUCGCAAGCAACGAGAAACAUGGACGGUCGUUAUCAAUAGCCGCGAAGCUGUGUAUUCUUCUGCUAGCCUCUAAUUUUCCAAAUUGCAAGGAGACAAAAUUCUAAGGAUACGCGUAAAAAUGAUCAUUUAAAUUUGUGUCAAUUUGCGCGCCCUUUUGCUUAACGCUCAAAAAUUUCACUAGAGUCCCUAGACGAAUUUCUCUGUGAUUCAUUGAAGUGCUGCCGAAGUCAAUUAGGAUUCUGCUCAGUGGUGGUGGUUGUUUCUAUAAUUGUGCAAGGGUGGUGCGUCGAGCAUUCGCGGGAAAUAAUACAAGGACAAAUAUCUUACAGCUCCUGAUUGUGUUCGAUUAAAACACGGUGGAUGCGUUAUUUCUUCUGGAGGUGAAAAGUAGUUACGGAGAAGUUACAAGAAAAUGGGAUCGAUCGUCCUGAAAUCACUUUCCGUGUUACUCGGAAUAUUUUUCGUGUUCGUCGGUACGAUGAAACUAACCUCUCACAUCAGUAAGGAUCUUCACAAGGAUUUGAGAAAAGAAUAUGUCAAGUACGCCAAAGUAUUCCCGCUCUCGGGUACCCUUGACUUCAAGGUACCAAGUAAAUGGUAUAGAAGAGUCGUCGGUUCCCUUGAAAUCAUUUGCGGACUCGCCAUGGCAAUCGUACCGAGUCAUAAAGUGAAGAAUGCAUCGAACACAGUGCUGCUACUUUUAAUGCUCAUGGCUGUUUACUCUCAUUAUAUGGUGAAUGAUAAAUUUGAAAGGAUCGCGCCUGCGUUGGUAUUCUUCUUUAUGCUAACGGGCCGUCUGGUGAUAGACUGGCAAUUGAGACGACAGGAUGUUCAGUCGGUAACAGCGAACGGCGUUGACGAUAAAACAAAGAAACAAGACUGAGUCCGUUAGCAAAGAAAAGAAGAGAAAUUAAAACAGAAACAUGAACAAAGUUCACGUUGUUUCCCGCCCGCAAAUCACGGCUACAUUUUUUUUUCAAGCAGCCUGCUUUUUAUCAUACGUUAUUUUAUCUAAUAAUCGUACCAAAGCACCAUGACAGUGACAACCCAGUAAACACAUCUUGUAACGGUUCCAUGCCAACUACAUAAAUUCUGUUAUUAUAUAGCAGAUAUGUAACCUAAAAAUGUGUUUGCUGAGACUGUCAUGAGUAUCUAUUAUGCUCAAAUCGUUUUUCAUCGCAAUUCACCAAUAAUUAACUCACAAUCCUGACUUAACCUAUACGAUUUCUUAUUAUUAGAAAGCUUUAAGUUUUCUCUUCUAGUCUACAGUGUAGGGUUAUGAAUAUUAUUCUAUCCUCGUUUUGCUGAUAAUUACAAAAUUUUACCUAUAAAUUUAUACGGCCGAGUGGUACACGAUCGGGAUUAAUGAAAUAACCAAUUAUAUUACGCAAUCCUAUAGGCGUACUGCCAAGUACACUCUGGCUGUGUUCAGCAGAAACACCGCUGAGGGAGCAAUAAAUUUGAUUUGUCAUUUGAUCAUAAAUCUUGCAACAGUUGUGUGUGAUUUAACCAAUCAAAUGUAUUUGCUUUCUUAGCGGUGUUUCUGCUGAACACGGCCACCAAUUCCCAAUUUCACACUUGAGAGUGAUUGAUAAGCGCCCGAUUUAAAAGCACGUAAUACCAACUGCCAUUCGAGUGAACGUGUUCUCUUUGAUGUAUCACAUUUGACUUAGAUAUAUUUCGUAUACUAUCAUCCACGCGAAUUAAAUUACAUAUUUUGAAUUAUUAUAAUAUAUACAAGGUGUAUCGUGUUUAUUCGGACAGCCAUUUUAGGCUGAACUCAUAUAGUGAAACACUGAUUAUAGUAAUAAUACAUAAAGAAAUGUUUAUGCAUAAGCUACAUAAUUUUUGACAGAAAAAUGUGAAUUCGACCAAAAUCGGCUAUUCAUGAUACAUCCUGUAUACAUAUAUUAUACAUCUAUAAUAUAUAUACAUAUAUACAUACCCCCACAUCACAUGUAUAUAAUUGUAUACUCUAUAUACAUACCAUAUGCACGUAUCACGCACUGAUAAUGAUGGAUUUCACGUAUGUGAAAAAGUGAGCGCACAGAAGGUUAGAGAUCAUCCAACACAUUUAUCAAAUUUAAAUUCUUGUCUUGGAAUUGCGUCUAGUGAUCGACCACCUUAAGUGUCGCUCGAUUAUUGCUUUAUGCUAUUCGUAGUACUCGCUUUCUUUAUUGGAAUUUGUAUAAAUUAUAAUUUAUCUGGAUAAAUUUUAUCCUAUCCUUAUCUCAGCAUAGGAUUUAUCGCGCGCGAAUUGCAAUCCCGCUUAUUUAUUAAUAGAUCAUCGGCAAAGUUAUUCACAAUGUAUCAUACGAUUCUUUAGAGCCAUACUUUGGCGGAUUUAUAUGCAGACGACACGGCGAUAUUGAGAAUCGAAGCCUAUUGUGAUACACCUGUUAUAUAUAGAUCUCUUUUUUUUAGUUGUUACAAGAGACACGUCCGAAUAAAAAAGAUUAACGAUGCAUUCAGGUGAUUUGAAGUAGCGAUAAAAGAUACGAGUUAGACGUUAGAUUAACCUGAAGAUUGCUGCUAAGUUCGUGUCAUACGAGUGACGCGUUGGUGUAAUUUAUACGUAUAAUUGAUAAAAGAUCAAUCGAUGUAAAGAAGAAGAAAAGUAAAGAAAUAAAUACAGUCGUCCUUA